AGCUGUCGGGGAGAGCGCAUGCACCACUCACGGUCUUUGCGAAACACCCCCUCCACUCCCGAACUACAACUCCCAGCGUGCACCGCGACGGCGACUACGGCCCCCGGAGGCGGUGGAGCAGCGCCUGGACCCGCGGCUGCGCGGGCGGCCGUGCGCCGUGCUGCAGUACACGGAGUGGCAGGGCGGCGGGAUCAUCGCGAUGAGCUACGAGGCGCGCGCCUACGGCGUGUCCCGCGGGAUGUGGGCGACCGAGGCGCGGGCGCUGUGCCCGGAGCUGGCGCUGGUGCGGGUGCCGCAGGCGCGGGGCAAGGCGGAUCUCACCCGGUGAGCUGGGAACGGGGCGGGGUGGCGGGGACGCCCGUGGCGCGGGGCCGGAGGCUGAGGCUGCUCCCGCCGCCCCGCAGGUACCGGGAGGCCAGCGCGGAGGUGAUGCGGGUGCUGUCGAGCUUCGCCGCCAUCGAGCGCGCCAGCAUCGAUGAGGCGUACCUGGACCUGAGCGGCGCUGUGCGGGAGCGGCUGCGGGCGCUGGGGGGGCGCCCGCUGGGGGCGGCGCUGCUGCCCAGCACCUUCGUGCAGGGGCUGCCCGGAGCCGAAGGCGCGCACCCGCCCCAGCCUGGACACCAGCCCGGCGGGAAGGAGGAGCUACGGCAACGUGGCUUGCACGAGUGGCUGGCGUCACUGUCUUUUGAGAACUCUGAUUGUCCUGACCUGCAGCUGACAAUGGGUGCAGUAAUUGUGGAAGAAAUUAGGGUGGCUAUAGAAGAAGCCACCGAAUUCAAAUGUUCAGCAGGGAUUUCGCACAACAAGACACUGGCAAAACUGGCCUGUGGGUUAAACAAGCCUAACCGCCAGACGCUACUAUCUUCACGAUUUGUUCCACAGCUCUUCAGCCAACUGCCCGUCGGUAAUGUCCGUAACCUGGGAGGCAAGCUUGGUACUGCCAUAACAGACAACCUGGGAAUCGAGUACGUUGGGCAGCUGACACAGUUCAGUGAGACAGAGCUCCAGACUCACUUUGGAGACAAAACUGGGUCCUGGCUUUAUGACUUGUGCAGAGGAAUUGAAGAGGAACCUGUAAAAAACCGGUACCUACCUCAGUCUAUUGGCUGCAGCAAGAACUUCCCUGGGAGGACAGCUUUGGCCACACAGAAGGAGGUGCAACACUGGCUUCUGCAGCUGGCCUUGGAGUUGGAAUCCAGACUGACCAAGGACAGGAGCCAGAACCACCGAGUGGCCCGGCAGCUGAUGGUGGUCAUCCGCAUGCAGGGAGACACCCGGGUAUCACGUGCUUGCGCUCUGUCCCGCUAUGAUGCACAGAAGAUGUGCAACGAUGCCUUUGCCCUCAUUCAAAACUGCAACAUGGCUGGGGCUCACCAGGCUGCCUGGUCUCCACCGCUCAUAUCAGUGUUUCUCUCGGCAAACAAGUUCUCAGAGCCUGCCACACUCCUCUCUGCAGGCAUCACCACCUUCCUGACAAGUGAUAGCCAGCCUGAUGGCACUGCCACUACCAGUGAAAACACUCUGAGGCCCAGGGUCAAGUUCUUCAGGAGCCCAAGCAAAGAGCUUAGGCAGAAGCCAGCUAACGCUAUUGAGUCAUUCUUCCAAAAGGCGGUAGAAAAGCAGCAGCCACAGACAGUGGCAGCAACCAGCCUGGCUGCUGCUGCCACUGCAGUAUCACCUCUGCCAAGCUCCCCAGAGCAGCAGGAGAGAGAUGGCAUUGGGCUUGCCUCUGUGCAGUGUGACCUGGAGUCCCCGGUGAAGCAGAGUCCCAGAGAUGGGAGUUCUCCUUACAACAUCCUUCCCUGUGAGAAGUCACUGUCUGAUGCUAUGCUAACACCCUCAACGCCACCAAGCUCCAGGACCCUUCUGAAAUUAGAGCCAGCUAUGGAGGGAAACAAGCAGAAUUUGCCACCCUCUCCCGAGCUCACUCUGCUCCCUCCUGCCUCACCAGGGGACCAGCAGCACUGUGAAAAGUGUGGCCAGCUCGUGCUGGUGUGGGAAUUCCCAGAGCACAUGGACUACCACUUUGCUUUGGAGCUGCAAAGCUCCUUCAUGGAACCCAGUGCUCCCACGGCAGCAGCAGCUCCCAGCACAAAGGCUGCAGCUUCUACAUCUCCUGCCAAGGCAAAGAACAAGGCCAAGGCUCCAGCAGGAUCUAAUGCAAAACGACCCAGAGAAGGUGUGACAAGAACUUUAGACUUUUUUUUUAAGCGUUUACCUCCUUAAAUCCUAGCCAUGCUGGGAUUUUUUUAGAUAAUCAGCGUUUUUAAAGAAUCAGUGGUUUUUAAUGCAGUUAAAACCUUUUAUACAGCCUGUCAGGUUUUUAUGCAGAAACAUUUAAUAAAUUAUCUCUACUCCAAGUUUUAAGAGGAAUUGGAGCUCAUGAAUUGGGUAUUGAUGCUGGAUGUACCCUGUUUAGCUGAUGGCAGCAAAGUUGCCUUGGUGCUUCCUGAAGCUGCAUUGUAUUUCUUACCUACAUCUACUGCCAUGGGUAUUCCUGUAGCAUCACUGCUCAGUAAUUGUUCCUACUGUAAAAGCAUGCAAUGUAAGCACAGUGGCUUAUCCCUGGGAAGCUCCAGCCAAGCCUAGGCUUGAACCUCUAUCAGUCACUUAGUAUUGAAGUUUUCACCUCGUGGUGGUUCUCCGGCUGCAAUUGCAGGCCUUGCCCUUAGUGUAUAACUUCAUCUGUGGUAGCUUAGCCCUGUGGUUCCUCUCUACCUGGAAGACACAUUUUAUUACAUGCACACAGAGACAGUAAGGUUUUAUGUUAAUAUGGUUUGGCAAUUCCCUUUGUCUAGCAGUCCAUUGCAUGAUGCUUAUCACCAGCCCUAGAGCCCUAGCUCAAGAAAGACUGCUCCCAUGAAAUAAGAUUUGAGGAAGCAGGAGCUGCAAAGGCAUACUUUUUUGGUGGUCUUUCUGAAAUCUCAGUACCAGUUCCUGAUAAUUGUUCUUGACAGAAACAGUCUAUUGUGGAAAUCCUCAAGGAAGGGAUGAUAAACAUGCUGAAGUUGCAGCCCUCUGUGAAAGUUCUCCUCCAUCACAGAAAGAGCACAUAACCACUUUCUCAUCCCAAGACUCUGGGUGACACUACGUGCAACUUUUUGACAGGUAUCUGUUUGGAUUGUGCUCUGCCCAAUGACUUGUUUCAGCUUUCUGGGGCACAGUUCAUAUCAGUGUGUCUGCCACAGCGCUCCGCAAAUUACAACAGAUCCAACAGAGCAAAAUAUGAAGGGGACAAGGCAGGCACUGAUGAGAGGGCAAGACUGGCUCCAGAGCAAGGGAUGGGUUUUGUCCUCAGCUGCUCGGCAGGGGCACUACGCCUGCUACGCCACUAGCUGUCCCCUCCCUGAAGGCCUCUUCCAGAAGUGCUGCUGCCAAUAAUUUGAAUGCAGCUGUAGGGCGGGAGGAGGGAACAUGCCACGUCAAGGCAGCACUGGGUGGGGUUUGAACACACACUUUGCAGAGAGUUUCAUCAGCUGCUGGCUUCCCUCCCUGAACAGGGGGAGUAGAUAAUGAUGCAGAGCACCGCUGUAUUUGCAUGUGCUGUUUCACUUUCUUUUCCAAACUGCACCAUCCUACUUGGAGCUGUUGAGCUGUUCUUCCAGCAGAGAGCCUGUGCAGGGAAGCUGCUACACUGCUGUCACUUGGGGUCUAAUACAUGACAACACAGUUGUGAAAUUUCAGGAAGCAGAAGCAGCUUAUUUUGGUGUGUGCAACUCUGCUAGUAAUCAGCAGAGGAAGAAAUUACAGUCACUCCUAUUAAUGACAGUCCUCAUGCUACAAAGUGACAAGUUUCCCAAAGUCCUCAUGUAAAGAGUAAUACCAACCAGUCUGACAGGGUUAUAUCACGCUCCUGUGACAGCAGCACGUCUCAUUUCCCAAGUGUCCCGCAGGACUAGACGCUGCAGAUGCCACUACCUGACAAAACCAAGUUCAGAACAGGCAAAUCCCCUCAGUGACACAAAUCACUUCCACGGGGAGCCUUUCUGCUUGUCCCAAGGGAACGACCUGUUCUCAUGGAGAGAAAGCAGUCACAAGCCCCUUGAUAAGGUUGAAGCUAUUUUAAAAACAAACCAUGGGUUAGACGUGUGCCCUAGAAAGCAUCCCUUUAAUUAGGCUCUAGGCGAAGUUGUGGCUGCAAGGAAGCACUCGCCACAGCCCUGUUCUACCCACAACAGCCUAAAGUGCUGUGCUCAGGGUUGACGUGGCUGCCGGUCGCCCCCAGACUGCACACCCAGGCUUGUUCAGAUAAGCUGGGAGGGCAUAGUUGUAAACAGCAGCGCGCGUGCAUUCCUUCCACGCCACAGGAUGGUUAUUUAUAGGGCUCAAUGCAGGAAGUUUAGGAAGGGAUGAAGGGCAACCAUCUGGGCAACAGCCCAGCUUCACCCUUCCUCAUUAUACGACUCAGCCAGCAAGCUCAAUAAAACAUCUUUAUUCUGUACAUUUAUAUAUAGAUGCUUGGGGAACAAGGACAACCCCCAGCAUUAGAAAAAUUCAAGACAACAAAACAGCAAUUAUGAAGAGCAUGGCACCAAGAACAGUCAUGCUACAGACUCCAGGGAUGAGGCGAGACCAGCCAUCAGUUACCUCAGAGGUCACAACACCCCACAUCCCCUUUGGGGCAGAAAACACCGGGGCUGCUGCAAACAGCUGGAGUCCCCGCUACCACGUAGGCAGCUUCUUGUGGACCCACUAGCACCCAAGAGAAGAGCCUGCUGGAGGCUGGGGCCUGCCCUUGCAGGCAUGGGUUGGAAAGACUAUGCCACCAUAACACCAAGACCACUGCUAGGAAUGGGAAGAAAUCCUGCUUGAGCAGUGGACCCUGAACCAGCAGCUCCUGCCAU
Messenger RNA from Cuculus canorus (common cuckoo), 4844 nucleotides. It is a transcript of the gene POLH, whose product is annotated as DNA polymerase eta. The transcript has 10 exons. The coding region runs from base 19 to 2226 and encodes 735 amino acids. Gene Ontology annotation, cellular component: replication fork; nucleus; site of double-strand break. Gene Ontology annotation, biological process: error-prone translesion synthesis; response to radiation. Gene Ontology annotation, molecular function: damaged DNA binding; DNA-directed DNA polymerase activity. The record is from RefSeq and is a predicted model, not a curated record. NCBI's taxonomy places the organism in Eukaryota, Metazoa, Chordata, Aves, Cuculiformes, Cuculidae.